Suillus paluster is the source of this 846-nucleotide messenger RNA. RefSeq lists its product as uncharacterized. NCBI's taxonomy places the organism in Eukaryota, Fungi, Basidiomycota, Agaricomycetes, Boletales, Suillaceae. Bases 1 to 846 code for a protein of 281 amino acids. The record is from RefSeq and is a predicted model, not a curated record. The transcript is spliced from 7 exons.
AUGGAUGCGAGCGAGACACCAGAAAUUUCGAGCGUUAGAGGAUGCGGUCACCGCAACUUGCUUCAGCUUGUCAUGGAUUCGCCUCGCAUAGCUCUGAAUGGUAAUGAGUGGACUUGGAGACUCCGUGGUCUUAAAACCUGCCAGCUUGUCAUGGAUUCACCUUGCAUAGCGCUGAAUGGUAACGAGUGGACUUGGAGACUCCAGUGUAAGGCCGGGGAGAAGUUCAAUCUCUCGUUUGCGAGUCUCACAAGUCGGGAGGCAUUGCAAUAUUUACGCGAUGUUCAGAAGAACGAUCUAGCUGGAUGGGCGAGGAUUGCUACUGCUCAGUACAAGACUGACAGCGUCGACCAGGCAACAGACUCCGAGUCAGAGGACGAGGCCACUAAUGCUAUCGGAGUUGAAUCCCAGGGUGAACACGUCCGUUCUGACUGCCGUAUCAAUGCAGAUGGUGGACUUUCGUGUGCAAACCACUCCGAAGUCUAUGAUGUGGGUGACAUUGCUGCUGAAGAUGUGGAAGGUGGCUCGAACAGUGUUCUGAAGGUUGAGUAUGGGCGUGGAAAGUGUAGACACAUCGCAAAUUCAAUGUGCGGUAAAUGCCGAGCACGCCAUGCCCCGCGGCUCUCUUCCUGGGUCAGUUCUUGGGUGCUCGCGUGCUUCGCACCUAGAACGGUCAAAGUUGUGUCAACGAUUGUUAAUCGUGCAAAGUUGAAGCAGCCCACUUACCCAUGGACCAACAACAGAGACCAACCGAAAGCGUCAAACGCAGAGGUCACACCAGCGGGACUAAAUGGCAUCGCAGUUACCCUCUUGGCUGAUGAUAUUGAAUGCGCUUCCCGUAAACUCUAG